Molecule: messenger RNA, 518 nt
Organism: Desarmillaria tabescens
Lineage: Eukaryota; Fungi; Basidiomycota; Agaricomycetes; Agaricales; Physalacriaceae
Exons: 1
Coding region: 9-518 (169 amino acids)
Source: RefSeq, a predicted model, not a curated record
CUCCCUUCAUGUCGUGCAGGAACUGUGUCCUUUCUUCUGACCUUCAGCUACAAAAUCUCAAAACUAUUCGGAACUCCGACAGUCUUGUUGUACAAAUUCUACGCGGGGAGCGGCCGUUGCUCGACCCUGACCAGGCAUCUAUCAACGCCGAAAUUAUUCAGUUGGAGCAGCUGUUAUCCUCAUAUGAUGCUCAGUUUCAAGAGAUCCAAUUGCGCCGACGUGCAGUCGUAGUCACCCUGGAAAAUCGCAAGUCGAUCUAUGCUCCUAUCCGUCGUCUCCCCCGAGAUGCGCUCAUCGAAAUCUUCCAUUUCGUUCGUGACCUUUGGUGGCCGAAAGCAAAAGAGGACUGCACUCUCGCAUCAAAAUUUCACGGUGAUAGCCUAGAUGUAUCUGGGCCGCUUUGGGUUCUAGGCCGUGUUUGUGGGCUUUGGAGGAAUACGUUGCACUCGUCUCCUGUGUCCUGGGCUCAGAAGAUUACUGUGAAGGCCCCUUUCUCCAAGCAUGCUCCCGAUAUAUAA